AUGAGUAUGCCAAACCCCACCGCCAAAUACCACAACAACCCUACUCCAGUGGUUGAUCCUACUCAAAAGCAUCUUUCGGUAGCAGGCAAAACCGUUCUCGUCACGGGAGGUGGCACAGCCAUUGGAGCUGCGACUGUGGAAGCCUUUGGAAAAGCCAAGGCUGAUCACGUCUUUUUCGUUGGAAGACGACUCAACCUUCUUCAAGCCGUUGAGCAAAAGCUCUCAAAGGCGUACCCGCAGACCAAGUUCCACGCCAUCCAAACUGACAUUUCCAAAGAGAAUGAAGUCAAGGCUCUGUUCGAAACUAUCAAUAAGACCAGCUUCCUCGAUAUUUUAGUCGCCAACGCUGCAUACCUAUCUUUGCCUGGUAAACUCGCAACUACCGAAACUGGCGAAUGGUGGAAGGGGUAUGAAAUCAAUGUCCUGGGCACCUAUCUUCUCGGCAAAUACUUCAUCAACCAGUCGCAGCCACCUAGAGGGAAGCCUGUUUUCAUCGGUGUCAACACUGGCGCAAUCAACGUCGGUCCUGGUUUCUCCAGCCCCAUGAGCGGCUAUGUGUCCUCCAAGAUGGCUACCGCUUCAGUGGUAGAGUUCCUGCAGCAGGAGAACCCCAACAUCAAGGCAUUCAACGUUAGCCCUGGCAUGGUUCAGAGCGAGAUUGCCGACAAGGCCAAUGCGGCGGGUUUCCCGCCAACGGACUCACCAGAGCUGAUGGCCAACUUUGCGGUCUGGCUUGCUAGCCCCGAAUCAGACUUCCUCGCUGGUCGUUUCAUCUGGGCCAAUUGGGACGUUGAAGGGUUGAUUGCGGCCAAAGAGAAGAUUUUGGCGAACCCGGGACAAUUGCGACUAAACAUCGACGGCUGGGAGAGCAACUUUGCCGCCCUCAAAUAA
Trichoderma aggressivum f. europaeum is the source of this 891-nucleotide messenger RNA. RefSeq lists its product as uncharacterized. Gene Ontology annotation, molecular function: oxidoreductase activity. The transcript is spliced from 2 exons. Gene Ontology annotation, cellular component: cytosol. The record is from RefSeq and is a predicted model, not a curated record. Bases 1 to 891 code for a protein of 296 amino acids. Lineage: Eukaryota; Fungi; Ascomycota; Sordariomycetes; Hypocreales; Hypocreaceae.